Molecule: messenger RNA, 4624 nt
Organism: Eurytemora carolleeae
Lineage: Eukaryota; Metazoa; Arthropoda; Copepoda; Calanoida; Temoridae
Gene: Cont
Product: contactin
Exons: 5
Coding region: 69-4361 (1430 amino acids)
Biological process (GO): cell-cell adhesion
Molecular function (GO): protein binding
Source: RefSeq, a predicted model, not a curated record
UUCAGAAUUAAUGCAACAAUUUGUAUAAUGACAAUCUUAGAAAAUUGAGGUUUUCUAAACUGUGAAGCAUGAUCAAUCAGAUUAUAUUUGUCCUGUGUAUCCAGUUCUCCUACUCCCAGGUGCAACCGGAGAUUGAGUUUGGAGCCGUUCCGGAGUUUUCAAGUACUCUGAGUCCUGCGGAGUUAUUUCAGCAGGCGAUCCAAGACAAUGUUGUUAGUGCAUUAGCUCCUGUUAAACCAAUCCCUCCACUAGAAAGUCCUUUCGCUAAUUUUGACCUCCCCCCUCAGACCCCUCCCGUCACCCCUAAACCACCGAGGAACAAUGUCCUUGCAAAAAUUCCCGAUCAAGAACCGCCCCCGGAGAACCCAAAUAUAUUCCAACCUCCCCGCCAGGAUCAGCGACCGUCAAUCAGGAAACAGGUUGACAAGUUCGGCAACCCACUCGGAGAUAUCCACAGUACUGACACCACUAGGUAUGAUCUGGGUUCGGGCGGAGAUCCGAUAACUCUUCGUUGUCCGAGGAACUGGGAGCGGUUUGAGGGGAGUUGUUACAAGUUUACAAGAUCUCCGACCAAGAAGUGGGAUGAUGCUAGAGAACUAUGCAAAGCAUUCAGGCACAAUGAUCAGGACAGAGCGGAUCUUGCCAGUGUAGAUACUUUCGAGGAGCAUAGGUUUAUAACUAACUACUUGAACAAGAAUGAUCCUCAGCACCGGAGAUGGUAUAUCUCUACUAGACAGGAGAACCAGAAUACCUGGAUCAACCAAGGAGAUGGAUCACAGAUGCUGAACCUUCAAGAGUUCUUUCUCAAAUCCAACGAGUGGGGAGAACUGGAACAGGCUGACUACAAGAAGGAUUACUUGGUUUAUGCUUUCUCCCUGGACAGAAGACAAUGGGGAUUCCAACCUGUAUUCGGACUAGAGGAAUACCUAUAUAUCUGUGAGGUCCCGAUUGAGGAAAUCAGAUAUUUAAUCAACGACGACAGAACCGCGGAGUAUGGCCAACCCCUGGGAGAUCCCAGAUAUAUCCCGAUGGGACCCGUCUUCAUGAGACAACCCAACCGAACCGUAUUUGACAUGAGCCGGAGAAAUAUCGUGAAUGAUGUAUCCUUGCUGUGUAUCGCCCAGGCCUGGCCCCCCGCAUCCUACGAGUGGUUCAAGGAACUCUACAUCAAUGAUACUCUCACCGAGCUCAAGGUUGAGCCCUUGUCUGACUCCAGGAUUACAAUCAGUGGUGGUCAGCUGAUUAUCCAUGCUCCGGAUCAGACCCAAGACAAGGGAACAUACUUCUGCACGGCAACUAACGAGUUUGGUACAAUAAGAUCUAAAUCUGUUUCUUUAUCCUUUGGUUUUAUCGGAGAAUUUAUCCUGCGACGAAGUAACGAGGUAGGGAGGGAGAACUGGGGUAAAGCUAUCUCCUGUGAUCCCCCGCACCAUUAUCCAGAUGUAAAAUACUACUGGGCGAGGGAAUAUUUCCCCAAUUUUGUUGAAGAGGAUCGGAGAGUUAUGGUUUCAUAUGACGGAUACAUGUACAUCACAGCUCUAGAGAAAAUAGAUCGAGGAAACUACAGUUGUAAUGUUCAAAGUGCAGUUUCCAAUAUUGGCAGGAACGGUCCCUUUUUCACCGUUGACGUUCUCCCCCAUCCGAACUAUCAGCAGCUUAGGUUCCCUCAGAACUUUCCAAAAUCAUUUCCUGAAGCUCCGAUGGCCGGAGAGGACGUAAGACUUGAAUGCAUCGCCUUUGGAUAUCCAGUUCCACAUUAUAACUGGACAAGAGAGAACUCUCCCCUCCCCCGUGGUUCCUAUACAACCAACUACAACAGGGUUCUUAUUAUCCCCAAGGUUCGGGUAGAAGAUCAGGGUCAGUACAUCUGCACCGCAAAGAAUGACAAGGUUUCAAUUAAGGAGAAAAUCACCCUGAGUAUUCAAUCCCGUCCUGUGUUCACAAUCCAUAUUGAUGAUCAAUUUGUGGACGAGAAUGAUGAGUUAGUUUGGACCUGUGAGGCCUUCGGUAUUCCUGAUGUAACCUAUGGCUGGUUAAGAAACGGAAAACCUCUGAUAACAGAGAAGGACAAGUUAGCCCCGGAGGACCGAGGACGGUAUGAACUAAGAGACAAUGUUCUAAAGAUCCGACAAGUGAGGAAGGAUAGAGACGAGGGAAUGUACCAGUGCAUGGCUAAAAAUGAUCUGGAUACCAGAUACAGCUCAGGACAGUUAAAGGUUCUGGUUAUACCUCCGUCUUUUGUGAAAACACCGUUGGACGAGAAGAUCUACGCUGCAGAAGAAGGAAAUGUCACGAUCGUUUGUGAUCCGGAGGCAGCCCCGAGACCUAAUAUAACCUGGUACAAAGACGGAAACCGUCUUGGAUCUGGGGGAAAGAUAACCUUGUUCAAGAACGGAAAUAUUUACAUGAAAGGACUAAACACUGCAGACUCUGGACAGUAUGAAUGUGUAGCCACCAACAAGUAUGGAACGGCACGGAGUAAGACGUUUCUUUAUGUUAAAAAAGGCCCAUCCUUUAAGCAGGCCGGAGCUAUUAAACCCACCCCUCGUGUUAUCAUCACUAAGGGAGAGCGUGUUGGUCUCAAGUGUAGAGCUGAAGCAGAUGAUAUCCUAGACAGAGCUUACUACUGGAGAUUGAACGGGUUUCUGCUUGAGUUUGUAGAAGAUUAUGAAUACGAUCGUAUCCUAGAGUUGAAGAAUGCAGGGGGGAGCAGGGUGAGUAUUGAUAGAGGAUUCAACCGACCCAUCACCUUCAAACCAUUAGAGUCUCAUUCUCAGCUUCUCUCCUCCUCCUGGAUGAGAGAAACUGAAGUGAAAAACAAGGGAACCGGAGAUUUUCAAAAGUUUCGCCGUGGUAUAGCGGACGGAGACAUGAACAUAGAUAAUAUAACAAUAGCAGAGGCAGGAGUCUAUGAGUGUGCUGUAGAGACUGUGGUUGGAACUAUAUUUGCAACAACUGAGGUUUUUGUUCACGCACCUCCGGGUCCCCCUGGAGGAGUUACAGCUGUUAAACUAUCCUCCAGAUCCGGAACCAUCGUCUGGACGGACGGAGCAUUCUAUGGAUCUAGGAUUACUGCCUACAGGAUAGAAGGACGGACAGAUCACAACCAAACCUGGGGUUUACUCGCAGAUAGAGUUGAGGGAGCAGAGAUAGAAUACCAGGGUGGAAGACCUAGGAUUGAUGGAAGGAAGCAGGUUCGAAUUGAUAAAAUUCUUUCUCCGUGGUCAGCGUACUCAUUCCGAGUUGCCGGAUACAAUGAAUAUGGGAUGGGAGAUUGGUCCGAACCUUCUCCUCAGUACAAUACAAGACCAGAUAAACCGUACAGUUCUGUCAAGAAUCUCCGCAGUGAUGGUGGUAGGACUGGAGAUCUAACGAUCCGAUGGGAUCCGCUACCGAAGGAACACCAGAAUGCUCCCGGUUUAUAUUACCGGAUAUUCUACCGACGGGUUGGUGUGGAUAAGGAGAGGGAUUUUCAACAGAAAACUUUGAAAUCUUUAGGAAAUAUUGCCAUGUACGUGAUCCGAGUUCCCCGCCAGUAUUUCUAUACAACCUAUGAGGUUAAGGUUCAGGUUUUCAACGAUAUGUGCAGAGAACCAGAAUGUAGCGGACCAAUCUCAGAUCCAGUUUUUGUAAUGACUGCUGAGGACUUGCCUCAGGUUGCUCCGUCUACAGUCGGAGCUAGACCUUUCAACUCAACAGCAAUCAACAUCACCUGGACCCCAAUCCCUGAGGUUAGAGAGAAGAUUCGAGGGAAACUGAUCGGACACAGGAUCAAGUACUGGAGACAGGACCUGGAUGAGGUUAUUGAUUGUCAAUACGUUCUGAGCCGGAGCACAAACUCUCAUGCGCUUAUCAUUGGUCUCCUUCCCAACACAUACUACUGGGUCAGAGUUAUGGCGUACAAUUCAGCAGGGCCUGGACCGGAGAGUGAAAGGUUUCUUGAGAGAACGUUUAAGCUCCGACCUCAGAAACCUCCGACGGCCGUUCAAGUGUAUGGAAUCAAUCCUUCAACUAUAACUGUGACCUGGAGAUAUGUUUCUCCGAGUGUAGCGGAGGAACCUCUGACAGGAUACAAGGUUCGGGUGUGGGAGUCGGAUAAGGAUAUCUCAGUGGCAAAUGACACCUAUAUAUACAUAGGAAACAAGCUAGAAGCAGUUAUAUCUGACCUCACUCCGGGUAAGACGUAUAUGCUCCGAGUGCUAGCUUUCUCCCAGGGCGGAGAAGGUAAAAUGUCGUCGCCGGCCUGGCAAUUUCAGAUGGGAGAUCCUAAAUCAUUAAACACGGCGUCUCCAGUCUUAUCUAGCUUCUCCGUUCUAUCCACUUUAAUCCUUCCUCUCAUCCUACUUAAGGUUCUAGGGUGAUACAGAGAUAUUUGAACCUUGAGUCUUGGAACUUAUAUUUUUAAACAGUGAAAUCCAGUGCAGUACAAGUAGCCAAUUCCGGCUUUACUCCAAAUAUGAUAUUAAAACUUCAGCUCUGUAUUAUUAUGAAAGUAAUUCAACAUACAAGGUUUUAUCUAAAGUUAAAAGUCAAUUUUGACAACUUCUGAAAUUUUCAAUUUUAUGUAAAAAAUCCUUCCCAGUAGCACAGUUUACAAAGGAAUUGAGAGGAAUUGCCACAAAAU